Messenger RNA from Anopheles darlingi, 2039 nucleotides. RefSeq lists its product as uncharacterized. Gene Ontology annotation, cellular component: extrinsic component of mitochondrial inner membrane. Lineage: Eukaryota; Metazoa; Arthropoda; Insecta; Diptera; Culicidae. The coding region runs from base 44 to 1426 and encodes 460 amino acids. The record is from RefSeq and is a predicted model, not a curated record. The transcript has 2 exons.
CAAACUCUCGUGCGGGGGUGGAACCGAUUCUUCUCGUGCCAUUAUGGAUUCCGCCGUUUCUGGUGCUAAUUACGUGAACUAUAAUCCGAAUCGGUGCAACGUUUGUUUUGCGAGCAACAUUUCCAAACCUGUAACCGACAAAUCCAUUCUGUGCGCCUGCCACCUUGUCCUGUACUGCAACGAGAAGCACCAACAGGCAGAUCUGGCCACACAUUCCAGCUUCUGCAAGGCAGUGCAGAACAUAACUAGCCGAUCCGGGGUCGAUCACAUUCUGGCCGUCGUGCCGGCCCAUACGCAUGAGCCGUUUGUUCGCGAGCCAGCAAAUUGGUCGGCACUGGACAAAACCAUCCGCUGUACGUUGAGCAUCCUGACACAUGCGCUCGACAGACCGCUAUACCGCCAUGAAAUUCAAAUGCUGCAGCAUCCCGUUGUGUGCCGCGUUUGCCUGGAGUAUCAUCGCGAUAUGUUGAAAUACUGCGAAGGAUGUCACCAGGUGGCUUACUGUAGCGAGAAGCAUCGGCAGCAGGACAAGGAACACCAUGAUAAGUUUUGCCGAGCCUACUAUAUCGCUUUUAUCAUAGAUAACAAGCCUCCUGCCAUUACCGAUGCCGGUGAUCCUGUUAUUCCGUGUCUGGACGAAACCGAUCUCAAGAAAUUUCCGUCGGAUUGUUACGAGUUGGCGAGCAAGGCUUUGCAGCGUAAGAUCAUAAAUCCCACCGCCAACGAUGAUCAUUUGCUGGAACCUCAAGAACAGCUAGAAAAUGUUAAACUCGCAGAAGUGUACAGCUACAUUGGUACUAUCCUGUACGCUCUACACUGUACUAACGUGAUCGAUGAGAUACGGGACACGCUGAACAUCUUUAUCGUAGGUGCCAGAGCGGAGGUGUUUUACUUUCACGAGCAAACUUGCGCCUUGUUUUUCUCUUACGGCCCAAAGCUGCGGACGGUAAAGUUAUUUUUCGUAGGCCCUGAAAUACCGGAAACAGCGCAUGAACGGAGUACCUUGGACUACGGUGAUGGUCGAUUGGUGGAGCUUAUCUAUCACAAGGAGCUUUAUCAUGAGCUACCGGGUAAAAUAGUGCUUCCCAAUCCCGACUUGGUCGCAGCGUUUAACUGCGGAUUUAACGAGUAUUUCGGAACACCGACCGACACGUGGGCCAAAACGCUUCGUUUUCUCCUUUACAACUACCACAUGCCAUUGGUGUUCACGUCCUACACGUACAACGAAGCGAUUGAAGACGUUGCGAUACUGGUGCACGCUGCUCGGAAGGGCUCAGACCAAGAUGUGCGCUUUAUGAAGCGAGCUCUGUGCAAUCCCCUGCGCGGGGGUGUGCCUGUAAGAAAUCCCGACAUUUCCGAUAACAACCAAGAUGAGAUAUUUUACAACAACGGAUACCUGACGGUUGCAAAAUUGGGUUUACCCUAAAGCAUAACCAGUUCAAUGUAUAACAAAGUGUUCUCAAAGGCCAUCAAUCUAGAGUAUUUAGCACGAGCAUGGCUGAGCUCUUUUGAUAUAACUUUAUGGAAGAAAAGAAUUUUAUCGGCUAAUGUAGCACUGGUUUUUCGUGGAUUUACCGCUUUAAUGCGAAUAACGAAAGCGAACGAAGUACUAGGUAUACAAGAACAUUCCCACAAAACGAUUUUUACAAACAUCACAAUCAUCCCUCCAGUUUGAAACGUUUAUCUAUUUGAGUUUUUACUGUAACAGUUCAAAGUUUAUUUUUUGUGAUAGUAGUUAUGAAAUGAUGAAGUGAAAUGCCGCUCUAGCGGAACCUUACGAUGCCAGAAUCGAAAUCCAUUAUAUUUAAGUUUGCAUUUAGAUUACACACGAAACGUGUCUCUACGUUACUUUUCACCUUCUUACCAAUUUCAAUGCAUAAUUUCUACUUACAUACUAGGAUAGAUUUCGGUUUGAAUUUAAUGACCUUAGAGUGCAAAACCAGUUCCACGUUCAUGCCAUACGUUACAUCACAGUUAGUACCUUUGUAUCGAACUUAUUCCAAUAAAAUUUUACACUAAUCCAAUCAGAACUCUUAUAG